ACGCAGCAGUUUCCCCAUUGCUUCUCUGAUAUGCCAUUAGUUUCGUGUUCCUUACUUUACCAUACAACAUAAGAGGUGUUUGAACUUUCAGCAUGACUCUGGCAAUAGCGCUUUUGCUUUGUAUGUUUUUGGGGAUGCAUGGUUUCAACACACAGCUUGUUAUUGAACCUCAGCCUAACUUUGAUGUGGAGAAAUUCGCAGGUGAAUGGUACCGGAUUGGAGUUGCAGAUGAGUCCCCAUUUUUUGCGAUGUUCAAAGACCAUCUGAAGGUUUCUAAAGGCCUUCUAGUAUCAGAUGCCAAUGGAAAUGUGAAUCUGACCAUGUGGAGCAUAAGACCAUAUGGAUGCUCCAUCAGUGUUUAUUCAUAUGAGAAGACAGAUGUUCUUGGAGAAUUCACUUACUUCAGCAAAAGGCACAAGAUAACAAAAGACAUCACAAUAGUGGAGACCAAUUACACUGAUUAUAGUUUGGUCCUUAAAUACAAGAACAUGCACAAAGAAUACACUCAAGUAGCUCUUUAUGGACGGUCAUCUCUACAAAGGCCAGAACUAAUAGAGAAGUUCAGAUCUUUUGCUUUAUCUCUGGGCUUUUCUGACGAGGCCAUUGUCAUUCCAGCAGAUGUUGAUCCCUGCCCAAUUCUAGACCCAAGCCCACCCUAUUCCAAGUGAGGGCUUUCCUGUUCCCGUCCCACUCUCAGGCUCUGUGUUUGUGACGGAUAUCCCCAGGAAAAGGCAACACUGAUCAUGAUGUCAGACACUGCACUGCAGUAACCCUGGUGACUGGAAUAUAAUACCGAGCCAUAGUGCUGUUUGAGAGAUGAAGAAAUAUUCUCAUGUGAAAGUUUUCUCCUAGUAAAUCUAUUCUUCCAUAGAGUAUUCAAUACAUAAAGUUCAGGUAAAUCAGACAUAUCUGUAUCAUAUUCUUUUGCAACAGUAAGGUGUUUUUUUAAAAAGCCUAGUAAUAUCUCUUUGCAAAGUCCUGAGACGCCAUCUAGAUGUUACAGAGGAAACUGGUUCCCUCUAGUGACCGAAUACUCAAAAGACACUCAAAUUUUACAUUUUGUAUGUCACUUAAUCAUGUUGGUGUAUCAUGUAUGUAGGUGUAUCUGUAAACUGUAACUUGUAAACUGCUUGUAUUUAAAUGCCUAAGAAAAAUCAAACCACCUGAUAUCUGCAAACAAAUUAUGCUUUUUGACC
Molecule: messenger RNA, 1196 nt
Organism: Cyprinus carpio (common carp)
Lineage: Eukaryota; Metazoa; Chordata; Actinopteri; Cypriniformes; Cyprinidae
Product: prostaglandin-H2 D-isomerase-like
Exons: 7
Coding region: 93-668 (191 amino acids)
Cellular component (GO): plasma membrane; cell surface
Molecular function (GO): serine-type endopeptidase inhibitor activity
Source: RefSeq, a predicted model, not a curated record